Molecule: messenger RNA, 19096 nt
Organism: Sorex araneus (European shrew)
Lineage: Eukaryota; Metazoa; Chordata; Mammalia; Eulipotyphla; Soricidae
Gene: NTRK2
Product: neurotrophic receptor tyrosine kinase 2
Exons: 14
Coding region: 800-2401 (533 amino acids)
Biological process (GO): regulation of phosphatidylinositol 3-kinase/protein kinase B signal transduction; positive regulation of kinase activity; protein phosphorylation
Cellular component (GO): signaling receptor complex; plasma membrane; axon
Molecular function (GO): brain-derived neurotrophic factor binding; brain-derived neurotrophic factor receptor activity; ATP binding
Source: RefSeq, a predicted model, not a curated record
CAUUUCGGGCUGCGCAGUGACUGCAGCAGGGACCGCUCCUUGCAGCGGGAGCCGAGGGCGGAGCGGCGAGGUACCUGGCUGUGAGCACGCACACGCACACACACGCACAUACACACACGCACACACACACGCACACACACACGGGCGUGCGUGUCCGGGCCGCUGGUGUGCGUGUGCGCGGGUGCCCUCCCCCAGGCUGCGUGCGCGCAGGCCAGGGCCCCCAGCCGCCCCCGCCCGCUCGCCUCCGGCUCCCCUCCCCUCCUGUCGCUUUUGUCUGGAGGGUGUUCUGGGCCGUGUGGAUGCGCGAGUGUGUUUUUGGAUUUCAGACUAAUUUCUGGAGUUUCUGCCCCUGCUCUGCGUCAGCCCUCACGUCACUUCGCCAGCAGUAGCCGAGGCGGCGGCGGCUCGGGAUCGGGCUGGAGCUGGGCCGUGCGCGCUGGCAGCGGGAGCUGGAGCUGGUGAGCGGCGCGGACGGUGACCCGCAGGCUCUGCCCUCGCGCCCCCCGGGGCUCCCCAGCCCCGAGGUGUGUCCCGGAUCCUGCCGAGCGUCGCCGGGAGCCUGAGCCGAGGGUGCCGGUGGCCGGGCCAUGUAGCAGAGGCCGUGACGGAGUCCGGAGACGCGGCAGCGCCCCCUGCGAGGCAGCUGGCGAUGUCCCGGGUCCUGUGAACGGUGCGGCCCACCGGGACGCGCGCGGCACCCAACACCCAGACGCGACAGCGCGGCCAGCGCGGCCAGGGCUGCCUAGCGCGGCGCGGGGACACGCACUCGGGCCCACUUGGGCUGGAGCUGACGUCUAAGAUGUUCCGGACGAGGUGGCACGGACCUGCCGUGGCGCGCCUCUGGGGCUUCUGCUGGCUGGCGCUGGCCUUCUGCAGGGCUGCCUUCGCCUGCCCCGCGUCCUGCCAGUGCAGCGCUUCUCGAAUCUGGUGCAGCGACGCUUCUCCUGGCAUCGUGGCAUUUCCCAGAUUGGACACUAACAAUGCAGACCCCGAGAACAUAACCGAAAUUUACAUUGCAAAUCAGAAGAGAUUAGAAAUCAUCAAUGAAGGUGAUCUUGAAGCUUACGUGGGAUUGAAAAAUCUGACAAUUGUGGAUUCUGGAUUAAAAUUUGUGGCUCACAAAGCAUUCCUGAAAAAUGGAGAUUUACAGCACAUCAAUUUUACCCGAAAUAAAUUGACAAGCUUGUCUAGGAAACAUUUCCGUCAUCUUGAGUUGUCUGAACUGAUCCUGGUUGGCAAUCCAUUCGCAUGCUCCUGUGAUAUUAUGUGGAUCAAGACUCUUCAGGAGACUAAAUCCACCCCAGAAAUUCAAGAUUUGUACUGCAUAAAUGAAAGGAACAAGAAUAUUCCCCUGGCAAGCCUGCAGAUACCCAAUUGUGGAUUGCCAUCUGCAAAUCUGGCUGCACCCAACCUUACAGUGGAGGAAGGAACAUCUGUCACUUUAUCUUGUAGUGUUGCAGGCGAUCCAGUCCCAAAUCUGUACUGGGAUGUUGGUAAUCUGAUUUCCAAACAUAUGAAUGAAACAAGCCACACACAGGGAUCCUUAAGGAUAACUAACAUUUCAUCUGAUGACAGUGGAAAACAAAUCUCGUGUGUGGCAGAAAAUAUUGUAGGAGAAGAUCAAGAUUCUGUCAACCUCACUGUACAUUUUGCUCCAACUAUCACAUUUCUCGAAUCUCCAACCUCAGACCACCACUGGUGCAUUCCAUUCACUGUGAAAGGCAACCCCAAACCAACGCUUCAGUGGUUCUAUAAAGGGGCCAUAUUGAACGAGUCCAAAUACAUCUGUACCAAAAUCCAUGUUACCAAUCAUACGGAAUACCAUGGCUGCCUCCAGCUGGAUAAUCCCACUCACGUGAAUAAUGGGGACUACAAGUUAGUAGCCAAGAAUGAGUAUGGGAAGGAUGAAAAACAGAUUUUUGCUCACUUCAUGCGCUGGCCUGGAAAUGGAGGUGAAAGCUCAAAUUACUCUGAUCUAUUUUAUGACCCAGAUUAUGGAACUGCAGCAAGUGACUUUGGGGACUCCACAAAUGGAAGUAAUGAAAUCCCUCCUGAUGAUAAAAGAGAUCGUGAACAUCUCUCGGUCUAUGCUGUGGUAGUAAUUGCAUCUGUGGUGGGAUUCUGUCUCGUAGUAAUGCUCUUUUUGCUGAAAUUGGCAAGACACUCCAAAUUUGGCAUGAAAGGCCCAGCGUCAGUUAUCAGCAAUGAUGAUGACUCUGCUAGCCCACUCCACCACAUCUCCAAUGGGAGUAACACCCCUUCAUCUUCAGAGGGUGGCCCUGAUGCUGUUAUCAUUGGAAUGACCAAGAUCCCUGUCAUUGAAAAUCCCCAAUACUUUGGCAUCACCAACAGUCAGCUCAAGCCAGACACAUGGCCCAGAGGUUACCCCAAGAUCGCCUGAUAAUUAUUUGGUAUUUGGAGGCUCCUGUGUCACUGCAGGAACUAAGGAGGCUAAAUCCAUGCCUGAUGGAGAAGAGUUCUAUGAUUCUCUGCAAAUUCUGGCCAGACAACAUCUUGACGUCACUCCUUAGCUUCCAAAACCUAGACAAGCAAGAAGUUGCCUUCCAAAGAGAAAGCAGUGUGUUCUAAUGACUAAUCCCUCAAAAUGCUAUGCCACUUUAACUAUAGACCCACCUCCUCGAUCAAUCAGGAUGGCAAGAUGGAGCUGAUGAGCUCAGCAACAUCAAGUCUGGAUUUGGUCUUUAAUUCAACUAGUCUGUUUAGACGUGUCUGAAAACCAUGUCAUCUGACAGUGUGGGGUGGUUUCUGAGUAGGAUUUACAAACUCGACUCAGGGGCAGCUGUGCUAUAUUCUCCUUGACUGCUGAGAAAGGUUUUAACAGGGUACAUGGAACCAUACCUUCUGAGCUGAAAAAAAGAAGGAAAACCUGAACUAAAAAUAAUUAAUCAGCAAAACUCCCGAAUCAUCAGUCUUGUGUUUUCUUGAAGGGUGGGAAUGUAUUAUAGCUUCCCCUGAAGAAAAAGAUUGUCAUUCUUAAAAUUGUGUCUUUCCUGAAGAAGGCUUGUAACUUAGCUAGAGUCCUAGACCUAUGGCCUAAAUGAAAUUAGAAUUUUUUCUCUAAAUAUGUACUGUAUGUAUUUGUUUGAAAAGCAUGCCAUCUUUGUGUAGCUAGGGUUGAAAACUCCCUGAGGCAGGUGAAUUUUAAGAGUUCUUUUCCAUGUUGAUUCCAUUUCUGAUGAAAUGACUAUGUCUUGAUUUCAGCAGUCUGCAUACCUCUAGGUAUUAUAACUCAUCUGUGGGCAAACAUGCUUUUCCAUCGAAUACAAGAAUAUCUGGCAAUUCUGUAGAUACGUACUUAUUUAAGGACUAUCUAGGACUAAUAUAAUAAGAUGUAAUAAACGUAGGGAGUAUUUUACAGUAGUUGAAGGAUCACUGAGGACAGUCCCACUGCCCUUCACAUUCCUUACCAGCACUUUCAUUGUGUUACCAAGGAAAUGAGUGGGUAGAGGCAAUGUUUUGCACAGAAUUUCAGAGAUUUAGGACAUAUUUGCAAUGAUAUUUUAAGUAGACAUAAGCAAAAAUACUAAACAUCCAGAACUCUAGUUCUUUAGAUCAAAGGAAAGGGUCCUGAGAAUUAUCCAAGGUUAUUUUCAAACUUCUUUACUAUCAUAAACCUAUAGUGCAUUUUAAUUGUCAUGGGUGAAAAUUAAAAACUGUAGAGAUAAUUAUGGAACCGAAGUGAUAGCACAGCAGGUAGGACGUUUACCUUGCACGCAGCCAACUGGGUUCAAUUCCUCCGUCUCUCUCGGAGAGCCUGGCAAGCUACCGAGAGUAUCCUGCCUGCAUGGCAGAGCCUGGCAAGCUACCCGUGGCAUUUUCGAUAUGCCAAAAACAGUAACAACAAGUCUCACAAUGGAGAUGUUACUGGUGCCCAUUCGAGCAAAUCAAUGAACAACAAGACAACAGUGCUAUAGUGACAGAAACAAUUAUGUUAGCACUGCCCUCUGUUCUUUCCCUAUUGCUUUUGUCUUUCAAAACUGCAUUUCCCUCUAAAUUUUUUAUUGGACAAAUAAUUACUUUGAAGGCCAGAUCACACGUUUUCAAAACAAUCCAAGUCCAUUCUGUCCAACAUGUUUGUUAGGAGAAUGAAAAUGCAGACACUCUAGGAUCUUUAGAACUGCUUCAUUUGGGGCUCAGUAAUUUGACAACUUGCAGAAGUCUUGCACAUUGAUCUGAUUGUUUAGGGCUGGGUCCCAAGUCUUUCUCCCUCUGGUUUCCAUAGUUACCUACUGCUAGUAAAACAGGUUGAUAUUAUAUUAUCUAUUUUAAUUUUGGAGAAGGCUGUAAGAAACUAUCAAAUAAUGCCUUUAAAAAGCAACUUCACUUCCUUACAAAAAAGGAAAUGAGUAACUGCUUCAUAACUACAUUUAAUAUAUGUUAAUACAUUAUAAACCAUUUUUAGAUUAAUAUUUUGUUAGUAUACCAAUUUUCAAACAUGUGUACAACUAAGUAAAACAAAAUACAUUUGACCAUUGGAUAAUAUUAUCAAAAAAGACAUGACAACCAAUUAAUUAUUUAAAAUCUAGGCCUAGUUUUUAAAAAACCCAGCUCCACAUUGAACAACUAAAUGGAAAAAUUACAGUGAAUUUAUCCUGGGGAGGCACUCACAGUGAUAUUCUGAAAACUGUAUUUAUCUCCUUGGCCAACUAUCAUGGACCAAGGUGGAAUUGUGCAUCUCUCUCACAUCAGACUUUCCAAUCCAAUUCCACCAAGUCAUCUCAUUAUAGAAACAUGCCAGAAGAUGUACUUGCUGUAGGCAUUUCCCAAGGUUCAGUCCUGAAACAUGGGUACCAGCAGAAUGAAUUUAAUCAAAUCAAACCUCCAUUUUGGUUUCGGUUGGCCACUCUUGCAUGUGCCAGCAGAAUGUGAGCCAUGACCAGCUCAGCAAACACAAGUGUAGUGUGUUUGAUAGAGACUCUUGCAUUGCUCAGGAGAUCCUGUUACACAUCUGCUUUGAACAGUUGGGUGCUCCCUUUGGUUAAGUAGAAAUUGCACAAAGAAAGUUUUUCUUGCAUGCAAAGCUCAGCCCAUUAUGGCAGCUCUUGUGACAGCAUUCCUCCUUCUGAAAGUGCAGUUAUUCUAUCUUUAUCAAUUCUGCCAGCUUGAAAGGGUUGCUCACCAGGACUGAACUUCUUAGAUUGCAUCAUUCUAACAUUUUUUUGUGUGGCCAGACGGAGUGCCCUUUGUGUUCUCAUGUGUUGUACCUAAUUGUGUGUUAUAUUGUUUUAGUUUCUUAGUUAUUGUCACUUUUCUUGAAAAGUAAAUGAGAAUAAUUUUCUCUGCAUCAAGUACAGAGAAGAAUGGGGAGGAGAAAUAUGACUGACCCUUUAAAAACAUGGUUUUGAUCUACGUGGGUCAACAUUCAAACAGACUUUUAAAAAUAAAUAUAGAGUUGACCCUUGAACUCUGCAGUUGAAAAUACUACAAACUAAGUUUCUCUGUUUAAAAUAUUGUUAAUAACAUUCUCUUUGAUCUGACUUAAUUUAUGGAAAUAUUAUAGUAUCUAAUACAUAUGACACACGAAUUAUGUAUUAAUUAAUUGCUAUUGGCAGGACUUCGAGAUCAACAGCAGGCUUGAGAGAGCCAGAAAUUUUAUGCAAAUUCUUUACUGGAUGAGGUGUGGAUGUCUGAACCCCUGCCUUGUUCCAUGAUUAACUGUAGUUCUUAGUUCAAGUUAAUAACCAAGGACAGAAGAUUUCUGUGUUCAGGUUCAGCUCUGUAGUGCAGGUGAAAGAUGCACCUCAAGAUAGAUAAUAGAUCUGCCCUCUGUCUGAGCCUGUUUCCCUUUGCUCACAGUAUACUAUGUAUUUAGGAGUGUCUGGGCUCCUUUACAGAGGGGAAAGUAGAAGACAGUAUUUAUUGCAUAAAGGAAAAGAAGGGAAUGUUUUUGCUACAGUGAUUACUGGGACUAGAAGGACAGAUACCCUGAAUAAAUACUUUAAACUAAACAUGGAAGAAUUACAGUAGAAAAUUUAGAAAAAUAAAAAAGAUUAAACAUAAACUCAUCUGUAAUUCUAAUAUAUAUUAAGAUUUAUAGACUUUAAAAUUGAUUUCUGUACAAAAAAAUCAUUAUAGCAUUUUUAUUUUGGGGGGAUAGCACACCCAGUUAUGCUUAGGGGUUACUCCUGGCUCAGCACUCAGGAUUUACUCCUGGCAGUGCUCGUGGGAUAAAACAGGAUGAUAGGAUCAAACGUGGCAUGCUGCAUGAAAGGCAAGCACCCUACCCACUAUACUAUUGUUCCAGCUAAAAUUUCUAUAGUUUUAAAAUGAUUACAUGCGUGUUUUGUAUCAAAAAGAGUAAGAGGGAGAAUUCAAUAUAGAAAUGGCAUUGCCUAGUAUUUAUAUUAUUCUCAUCGGUUACUCUAUAUGCUAUGAAUAGACACCAGCAUUUGUUUGAUAUGAUUUUUUAAACAUGUUUAGUUAACAUACCAUUUAUUGUUUUGGGUGCAUUAAGGGAACAAAGGUCAUUAUUAGAUACUUGUGGCAUUUACACUAAGUGUAAUUCUUAACAUUUCAAUAAAGUGGUUGAUACAUAUAGACAUGAUUAAAAUCUUAAAUGACUUAACUAUAUAAAAAGAGCAAGUUUUCUGUUAGGAAAUGAAUUUUUUAGAGGAGAUGGUAUAAUAUGCUUAUUUAUAAAAUGAGCAGACUAUCGCCUGAGUUCUUUCCCUGUAAGAAGAUGGACUUUCAGACGUCUGUACCUUUGCCUUAGAAGAUAUUUUUACUUUCUGCAGGUAAAAUAUAGUCUUCAUUCUGUUGCAACAAAGCAGAGAGGAACUAGCUGGUGCCUGAGACUGAGUCAUGUUUCUACUUUCUGCUAAUAGAGCCAACUGGACUGCCUCACAUUUUCUUAAUCUUGACUUUAUUGUCUCUGACCCAUAAAUACAGAUGCAUCUACUCAUUUUUAUCAUUCUUCCUCAUUUUCUCUCAUCAUUAUCAUGAUGCUAAUGACCAUAUUUCUUUCUAGACCCUAGCCACAUUAAUGCCAUGCCUAAUAUCCAAGAAAAAAAAUGAAUCAUAUCACUACUCUAACCCUCUCUAGAGAACUAAUUUUGCUUUCCCAAGUACUAUCAGUUUUUGGAUUUUCUUCUUAAUAAGUUCUUAAUGGAAUUCAUUUAUUUAUGUAUAAGACUUUAGUGGGUUUUUGAUCCCUAGAUACACUUUAUCAACAUUGGUUUUGGAAGAGGAAUGCACUCCUUUUAUUAGUGAGAUAUCUAUCUUACAUUCCUGAACUCUGAAUCUUUGGAAUGAGAAGAUUAUCACUAGGUUGCAGAAAAAAUAAGCUUAUAAUUCUCUGACUAAUUAUUCUAUAGACUUGUGUACACUCCCUAAAAAUUCCUAAAUUUUCGACCAUGAGCCUUCCUUUUGCUACUGGGCCCUUUUGCCUUAUAGCACUUAUUUAUACUGCACUCCAAUAUUUAAGGUAAUAGACAGGAGGUGGUCAUUGAUGAUGGCUACAUAUUAUUUAACUUUAUUAGCUUCUCUCAUAUGUGAAGAUGAGAGUGGACCUAGAACAUUCUAUAUUAUUUUUACUAUGUACAGAAAAUCCAGGGCUUGUCCAGAUAUAUGUAUGAGUGAUCAUUGAAGCUUGACCUUUAUAGUAUAGAUCUGCUCAAGGUAGUGAGAUUUGUUAUAUUGGAAUUUGUCCCACGACCAGCCAUUCAGAAAUGAAUGUGUGGACCGAUGAAGACAAGAGUGUAAAAUCUAUGUUCCUUAUUGCCUACUUUUUGCCACAUUAUUCUUACAUAGAUUUUAGAAUAUAAUUUAUAACUUUAGAAUAUAAUUCUUUUGGGGAUUCCUAAAAUCCUACAAAAUUUCCUCAAGAUAAUGUCUAGAUUUUUUAAAUCUAGGAAAAAAAUCAUCAAUUUUUGCUAUUUAGCUUAGACCAGGCAUUCUGGGCUGGCAGAUAGGGUUGGGAACAGUUUCUAUGGCAAAUAAGACCCUCACUCAGUACAGUACUUAAGGGACACCAAUAAUAUAGACAACAAUUUUUCAAAUUAAACAAUAUCUUAAACAAUAAUUUGAAAAGCAACUAUUCAUACAGAACACAAAGAACAUAUCAAAAGCUGGUAGGGCAUUUGCCUUGCACACGGCCUACCAGGCUUCGACUCCUCUCUCCCUCUCGGAAAGUCCCACAAGCUACCGAGAGUAUCCAGCCCGCACAGCAGAGCCUGGAAAGCUCCUAUGGCAUAUUCAAUAUGCCCAAAAACGCAACAACAAGUCUCACAAUGGAGACAUUACUGGUGCCUGCUCGAGUAAGUCCAUGAGCAACAGGGGGAUGACAGUGAUACAGUGAUUCAAGAUCAAGAAUACUAGGAUUAGGGCGAGAUGAACCUUAAAGCUCAGAAUCAUGUCCUAUUUAAUUUUAAAUCCCAACCCUUUACAUUACAAAUGUUUGCAAUAAUUUUUAUUUUUUUAAAGUUUUACACUAUAUUAUUAAAAUAAUUUUUACACUAAUUGCAAUAAUUUUUACACUAUUUUAUUAAAUAGUGUAAAUUAUUGAAUUUGGAGUGUACCCUUAAAUUCCGUCAUAGGAAAGGCCCUUACUCCCUUACCCUAAGCCAACCCUCAAGUCAGUCUCUUCUGGCCUGGGUCCAGUGUAAACCUCUGGCUUCUCAAUGUCAGUUGUGUGUGCAUUAACUCCUGGGCUGAUUUGCUUCCAGUUUUUUUCCCCUUUUUUCCAUUACUUGUCUAAUAGUCCUUUCUCAUGUCACCCCAUCUGCCCUGAUAUAUAUUUUUCCAACUCCUUUUUGCCUUCACCAUCCUACGUUAUCUGCUGAUAUAUCUUCACAGACACAUUUAUUUGCUCACUACAUUUUCUUUGUUUUUUAUAUGUUACCCCUCCAGAGAGAGGAAAUGAAUAAGAUUUUUUUUUAAAAAAAGAAAGAUAUACAAGGGCUAGGAAGGUUAAGGGACCAUCUUAAUAAAGCUGAGAAAUUGUAUGGGGUAAAUGGAGUGAAAUUUAAAAAAUAAGUGAAAUUGCUUUGAGAAAUGAAUUAGCUAUUAAUUUAGCUUCCAGCAUGAGGAGUUUUUGAAUUACACUUGUGAAUUAAAGCUAAAAAUACUUGAAAUUAAAAAUAUUCCAUCUUAUUUGGCUUCAUUUAAGUCUAGCCUUUGAUUCCAUCCACUGAUUUUUUUUGUUAAUAUCUGCAUCCUAUAUUUAUGAACAACCAAUAUAGAAUGAAUUUUAUUCAAUAGUUUCUAUGACUUAAAUUUUCAGAUUACAAAAUGCUUAACUGUGCUGCAGACAGCUAUUAUUACUCUGUUUUAUAGAUGAGAAAGCUGGAGUACAGAGUGACUAGAAGGAAAAAUAACAACCCAAAUUCCACAUUCAUCCUCCUAUGAGGGAGUGUUCUAGUCUCAGGCCUUCAUAAGCUUCUGAAAGUCUAGGGCUCUUGUAUUCUAGUGUGUUUUGCCUUCUCCAAAAAUAUGGUAUGACAAUUUUCUAUCACUGAAAGAAGAGUUGGCUUAUUGUUCUCUUCAGAUAGUUAACCAAGGUAUGAUGAACACGCUCACCUUCAAACGUGGAAGUUGUGAAUGCCAAAUACUAGUGUGACACACCGGAAGAGAAAGGAGUAGCCAGCCCUUGACCCAUUUGUAACAGAAGAACAAAAAAUGGCCCACGGUGUGUGUGUGUGGGGGGGCAGUAAUGAAGUUUUUUUUAUGAAGUCAACACCUAAAAUAUUGACCUAAUUAACACAUUCAUGAAGAUUAAUAUUUAAUCUUUAAUUUUUGCUAAUAUAAUGGAUGUAAAAUUCCCUUUUUCUUGUUCCAAACAAUAACAACUAUUUCUGAAAGUCUUCUUCCUUUGGCAGAGAGCUAGUGAGUCUUUGUUUUUGUUUUUCAUUUUAGAGAAAUCCCAGAAGUGCUCAGGACCCCUGGGGUGCUUGGGGCUACCAGAGAUGAAACAUGUGGUUCCUGGGAGUUAUGCAGUUGCAGGGAAUGAGCUAUAUCCCUGGACCCCUUUGUGCUAUCUCCCUAGUCAUGGCUCCGUGGUUUUAUAUUAGAAAUUUCUAGAAAAACCAUCUGGUAUCAUUGGACCCUUGAUUUAAUUUUUUAAAAUUUAAUUACAUCACUGUGAGAUAGAGCAUUACAAAGCUGUUCAUGGUUGGGUCUCAGUUAUACACAAUGUCCCAACACCCAUCCCUCCAUCAGUGUAGUUUCCCAGCACCAGUGUCCAGCUUCCCACCCAGCCCCCAACCAACUCCCUGACCCCUGCCUACUCCUGUGGCAGGGACUUUCUUCUCUCUCUCUCUCUCCCUCUCUCUCUCUCUCUCUCUCUCCCUCUCUCUCCUCUUCUCAUUUUAGGCAUUAUGGUCUGCAAUACAGAUGCUGAAAGGGUAUUAUGUAUAUCCCUUUACCUACUUCCAAGACUCAGUUCUUGUCCAUAGUCAUAAUUUCUAAUUAUUAUUGUUAUACUGAAUUCUCCUCUAUCUUAACUAACCUCCACUCCCACACCUUUUGUGGUAAUUUCCAACCACACCAUUGGCCAAUCUUUCUGGCCCAUUUUCCUUGACCUUGGAUAUUAGUUGCAUACUUUUUUUUAUAUCUCACAAAUAAAUGCAGUUCUUCUAUAUUUGUCCCUCUUCUUCUGACUCAUUUCACUCAGCAUGAUAUUCUCCAAGUCCAUCUAUUUAUAGGCAAGUUUCAUGACCUCAUUUUUCCUAACAGCUGCAUAGUAUUCCAUUGUGUAGAUGCAACAUAAUUUCUUUAUCCAGUCAUCAGUUCUCAGUCAAUCUUGCUUCCAUAUACUGGCUAUUAUGAAUAGUAUUGCAAUGAACAUAGAAGUGCAGAUGGUGUUUCUGCUGUGUGUUUUUGGACCCCUAGGGUAUAUUUGCAGAACCGGUAUUGCUGCUCAUAUGGAAGCUCAAUUUCUAGUUUUUUGAGGGAUAUCCAUACUGUUUUCUAAAGAAGCUCAAUCAGUCAGCAUUCCCACCAUCAAUGAAUGAGUAGACCCUUGAUUUUUUCUUUAAUGAAAUCAGCUCUAUAAUCUUUUAAAAGUUAACUUGAUCUUCUUUCCAAAGACUUCAAAAAAGGUCACAUGCAUUCAAGUGAAAGUUGACAUGCUGAGGGACCCCACGCCUGUAGUUGCUCAGGCUGUUCCAAGGAGACAGAAAAUGAAGCUUGCAAUGCAUUCCCACUAACCAUUCCAUGAGCAUUGACUUUCUAUGCCAGAAUCAUAAGCAGUCUGGGGACAUACAAAUCACUCUUUAGACAUAUCAUUUUAUUUUCCAUGCAAAGGAUUAUGUUUCCAAACUGCAUGUUUAAGAGUGCUCAAGAUGGAUGCUUAUAGAUAUUUAGCCUUUGGAAGUUCUUGUAUUAAAAAAAUACGAGUCAACAUUGCUAAGUGGCAUUUCCUUUGUUGGAAAGAAGUAUGGGAGAGAAUGAAUCAGGAGCAUCAUUGCUCCAGGGAACAUCAAGUAGCUGAUGGUUUUAUUUUUAUUUUUUUUAUUUUUGAACCACACCCAGUGAUGCUCAGGGGUUGCUCCUAGCUCUGUCCUCAGAAAUCACUCCUGGUGGGUUCAGGGGAUCAUAUGGGAUACCAGGGAUCAAACCUGGGUUACCAUGAGCAAGAGAAGCACCCUAGCUGCUGUACUGUCUGGCCCUAAGUAGCUGAUGUUUUUAGCACUUUGUCUUACACUCAUUUGCUUACACACACCCACAUAUGGGAUCAGUAUCUCUUAUUUGUCUUUAGUAAUUAGAAUGGUAUGUAGUCCCCCAAUGGUACGUAGUGUCCCAAAGCAAUCUUCUUCAGAUUUGAUUAUACCAGAUGAGUUAGAAUGGCAAAAUUAAUAAAUUAUAGCUUAAUUCAUUAUUUAUUCUCUUAGUAAUAUUGAUAAUUUAUAAAAGAUUAUAAUUUGAGGCAUGAAUCAUUUCAUUGCAUUUCAAAGUUAUGUUGGCAAAUGAAGAUCUUGUUUAUUUAUUUAUUUUUUAUUGAAUCACCAUGAAAAAAGUUACAAAGCUUUCAGGUUUAAGUCUCAGUCAUGCAAUGAUCAUACCCCCAUCCCUUCACCAGUGCACAUGUUCCACUACCAAGAACCCCAGUAUACCUUCCAUCCCAUCCACCCUUCACCUGUGUGGCUAAUGAUCUUCACUUAAGUCAGAUCUUGUUUAUUAAGAACUUGCAGGCCCCCUGUAUCAUCAUCAAACAUUAAGUCAGAGCUGCAGAACUUGGGACACCCUUCAGAUUUGUGAAGCAUCCGCUAAGCACACGAAACAGUUAACCAAAAUAGGAUUGCAGGGGAAAAUGGCUUUUAUAUUCACAAGGAGAGAAAACAUUGAGUAUUUUGCCUCCCUUGGAAUGGGACUUGUGUGUUUUUGUAUAUGAGGGUCAUUGGCCAGUAUGGAAAAAUGUCCCCAAUGAAAUGAAAUUAAACAAAUCUCUGAGUAAUAAGACAGGUGAAAAUUUGUUGAAAAUGUUUAACAUCAAAACUCGAGGAUCGGACUGAAUAGAGGGAUAAAAGUUUAGAUUAGGCUUAUUGAAUAUAAUCAUUGUCUCUGUUGACUGAUGAAUGUAUGUGAUCAGGUGGUCACAUCUAACUAGGGAAUUCAAUAGCUGUUGAAUGAUAUUGAAAAUCACUGAUAGAAAUUUUGCUUAUUGACAAUUUUUAACUUCCCAAUCAUUGACUCUUAAAUAGAAAAACAAGUGCAUUGGCAUUUUCAACUCCUAAAACAGUGCUCAUAAUGUUGAAGAUGCAUAAUAAAAAUUGGCGAAUAACUGAAUGAUAAUUCAUCCCUAUUGUGCUUACAGUCUUACUAUACAUGUUUGCUUGCCUGGAUGUGCUCAGGACUUACUCCUGGCUCUGCACUCAUGGAUCACUCCUGGCAAUGCUCAAAGAACCAUAUGUGGUUCCAGAGAUCAAACCCAUGUCAAUCACAUGCAAGGUGAGCACUCUACCUGCUACACUAUUUCUCCAGCUCCAAAUCUUCUAUAGCUUUGAGAAAAAAUACAUCUGUUUUGUUAGACUGCCUUUUGUCUUGAGGGUGAGGGGCACAUGUGCCAGUGCUCAGGACUUACUCUUAAUUCUGCUUUGAAGGGUCAGUCCUUAUAGUGCUCAGGGGACCAUAUAUGGUACCAUUGAUCAUGUGAAGCUCCCAAAAGACAAAAGAAAACCCCAAUCAAACAAAAAGAGAGAUGUAUUUUCUUCUCAAAGCUAUAGUACGAUUGGAAGCUGGAGAGAUAGUGUAGCAGAUAGAGCACUGACCUUGCAUGUGGCCAACAUGGUUUUGAUCCCUGGUGCCUCAUGUGGUCCCCUGAGCAUUUCUAGGCAUGCAUUUUGAUUGGUAAACUCAAUCUGCAGGCCAACAUGGAGCUUCUCUUGCCAUUGGCCAAUUAUUCCUUUGGCCUUAUAUGUGUGUGUGAUUCUUUAUUUUAUCCUGCACCUGAGAUAAAUCAUUCCAUUUAGCCAGUUUAUUUUAUACUUCCUGCUUCCCCCAGCAGCCCCCCUCCACACACACACAUUGUUUCCCAAAAGAUUUAAAGCAAUUUACAUUGGAAAUUAAAUUUAACUGUUAUGGUAAUAUAGCUGCAGCUUUUUCAUUUUUUCCAUAGCUUACAUCCUAAAGUUCUUUCUAAUAUCUUAAAAGCAAUUUUUACAUUCUAAACAGCUGAGGAUAAAAUAACAGACAACAUAGACAAUAAUUUCAAACAAUGAAGACUGAAAACCGGAGUGUUUGCCUGCGGUGGAGAGCAGCUAUAUAGCUUUAGAAGGUGAUGGAAAUGUUACUUAUCACUUUCUGUUUGAUAUUUUACACAGUCUUUUUCUUUUCAAAUUGUGAAGAUUGCCCAGCAAAAUUGUGACAGCACUAUUGGAAGACUCAGAACCUAAUUCUGAGUCUUAGGUUAGGCAUCUAUUGACAGCCAUCAUCAAACAAAAGCUUUUGUACUUGAAAUCAUUGUUGUUAUCAGUCAUGGUGGUGGAAUUGUUAUGUGUGCAUGUGUGCGUGUGUGUAUGUGUGUGUAUGUGUGUGUACAUGCAUGCAUCCAAAGGAAAGUGAGAGGAUAUAUAAGAAAACACUAAGAAUCCAAUCCAGUUUCUGCAUUUCUAUAUUUGAAGUCAGUAAAGGUGAGGCCUGAUAUUUCUGAUGCAUGUCAAAAUUUGAGACUCCUUCCUCCAGACCAAACCCACUGUGGAAGUUUCUCGUUCUGAGGGAUCAUAGAGUAGGGUGAGAUGCUGUUAGGUGCUUUAGGGACUGGCUGAUAUCUUCAUUGCUGUUACGUUUUUAUUGAGAAUCCCUCCUUGAUUGACAUUUGUCUUCUUUCUCAUAUCAGCAAACAACUCCUUGGGUCUCUAAAUACGGAAAUCUUUGCUUUUGAUUGUUUAGGCCCAGCAGCUGUGAUUUUAAAUAAAGUAGGAUAGCAAUAGCAUUCAAGGUAUAGUGUUCUCAUUAUAAGUACAUGUCUCUAUGAGACAUUAAUCCCAAUUUCCCAAUAUGGAAAUGAACUUUGGUUAUGAUCCAUUUUUUCAUUAUGUAUUAACAAUAUACUAUGAAUAACAAAAUAGAUACAAGCCUAGAAAACAAGAGAAAUUUCUUUUUUAUGCAAAUACCUUAAAAACAGUAAUACAAAAAUACAAAAUUCUAUUUUAAGAAAAAAAAGAAUGCAGUUUAAUUUGACAAAUUUGAAACCCAUAUAAUCAACAAAAUGGAGAAAGCACAAAAUGGAUCAGAUUAGACUCAAUACUUACAGUUAUUCUUUAGAAAAAUCAAUCUAAGAAUUUGACUAUGUUGCUGGUAAGAAGAGGUUCCCUAGGAAGCUUGUGACAGUGUGAAGGGGGCAGGCAGCAGCUUGGAGAUGGGCAUCUACUACUGUAUCCACCUCAGUUAUCUGGGGAAGUAUAAAACCAGGCUGCAGUGAGGAAUUGCUCUUUGCAGGAAAGAAAAGCCACUUUCCCCCCCCCCCCCCGACUCAAUUAUGAGGAUCAGUUUUCUCAUUGUGUUGCCUUUGGUCCUUUGUUGUUACUUUACUUUAAGUUAGUCCUAAAUCUUACCCAGGCUUUCUGGGGUCCAACAGCUUCACUUCACAGAAAAGAAAUUCAGGGUGGUCUGGAGAGAGUGCUUGCCUUGCACUUGGCCAACCUGAUUUCUAUCCCCAUAUGGUACCCAAGUACUACCAGGAGUAAUUCUUUGAGGUAGAGACAGGAGUAACCCCUGAGCAUCUCUGGGUGUGGCCUAAAAACCAAAAAGAAUCAAGAAUAGAAAUGCCAGAGAGACUGAUGGUGAAGUAAAACGUGUUUAUAUGGGAAAUAAAGAGAGGAAAGGGAAAAUAAAGAUGUGUUCAAGAUAACACAGCCUUCUCAGACUGUGAAAUGUGCCCUGACACAGGAAAGUCCCCUUCUCAGUCAGACGCAAGCCAAAAGGGCAUCUUUCCUCUACCAAGUUCACUUACAGAUGGUUUUAGUCAACUUGUCUGCCCCCAAAUCUACUGUUAGAAUGUUGCCAAGGGCUAGUAGAGAUUGGAGCUCUAGCUCUUGAUGGUCUUGUGAUAUUUUUAGCACCACCUUUGCCACCAUCCCUGUCCCUAGAAUGAAAUUUUGCAUCUCAAUGGCUCCUGAGAUGGGUCUUUUGUGGAAAUGUACUUCAUGCCUUUAGGCUGAUUAUAGGUUUCAGACAAUGUUUUUCUCACUGUAUGUUACCUGGGAACCCCUACCUUCUUGCCUGCACUGAUUAGAAACUAAAAAAAACUGCAGUUGCUGCACAUGGUUACAAAGAAAAGUUAAAUUCAAAUUUACUCAGUUAAUUUCAUCUUUAAGACAAAAGAGCUAUCAUAACACAAAAUUGUUGCAAUGAAUAUAGUUUUAUCACAGUAUGAGUACUUUAUUGAAAAAUUAUUUUAUUCUUUUCCACAAAUUCUUAACUUUUUGUUGAAAUUUUCAUCUUAAGUGAUUUAAUCUUUACAAAAUAAUGUAAGACAAGAUCAUGGGACUGAAAAUAAAGAAAUGAUUGAAUCAACAUAUCCCAAUAAAAAGUGUUCAAAUUGGAUUUCAUUACAUAAUAAAUUCUCCUUCGUCUUUCUUUGACAUAAUUAAUAUUGGUCAGAAAAACCAAUAAACCAAAUAAAUUACUAAACUAUCAUAACUACUUCAAUUUCAUUCUGCAGACAGUGUCUCUUUUUAGUUGUAUAAUGAAGCCUUCUCUUAUAAUUUAAAAUCCUGACAGGCUACUUAGUUGAAAACAAAAUUUAAGAAAGAGUCAAUAAAUACUCAAACAUAGUCAGGGGACCUUCUAUUUUCACAAAAGUUCAAAGAACCCCUUUAAAAUAUGAAGUCUACAAAAGUAAAGUUCACCUUUCAACUAAACAUUUCAUUUUUAAAAAUUGGAGAUAAAAACAUGAAUCCAAUAUUGACAAAUAGCUGUCCUUCAUAUUUUCAUAGUUACACACAUUUACCAAACACAGGGAAAAUUUUUUAUUUUGUCUAGACGGAAGCUGGAUCUCCAUCAGCAUAAUAUAUCACAGUAUGAGUUUUGUUCAAAAUUGAAUUUGCAUCUCUGCUGCCACAUAUAGGAAGUUCAUUCUCUUGCAGAAAUAACCAGUGAAAAAGUAUAAUUUUCAGUCUUUAGUGAACUGUGGUCUUCUCAUAUGCUUAUGAUCCUUGCACAAUUUGUUAAGCUCAUUUUUCACAGAUGCCAAAGAGUAAUUACACUGUGUCUAGUGCUAAUAUUGAUGAAUGCAAAUAUUUCCUUUACAUAACUUAUUUCAAGGCAAGGGGAUAUUUUCCAACCAUAUAGUUAUUUGUGUUUCCCGAAAUUAAUGCAUCUUCUCAAAAUCAAUGACAAGGCCACCAUAUGUAUAUGUGUAUAAAAUUGUGAUCAAGAGUCAAGGAAACUGAAGGGAAUUGUGUGUUCUUGCCUCCUAAUUAGCCUGGGGUAACAGAAAAAAAAACUUCAGCCUGGAUCAACGUUUUACUCAUUGAGGGACCCUCUUCACGAGACUCAGCUCCAUAACCUGUCGUCUAAUUAAGCUUCCUUUAACAAAAAUCAUUUGGAGUUUUAUAUAUGACUUCAAUGACUGGGAACCUUAAAAGGCCAGAAACCUAUUUGCUAAUUAUCCCUUGAAAAUGAGAGUCAAAUGACAAAUUAUUGAAAGGAAAUUGAGUUCUUAAUAGUUAGGUCAAAAUACUGAAACAUGAUCUCUAGCUAAUAGUGGCUCUUUAAAGAAUGACUGUUACACACAUACACAACUUCAACAGCCCCUAGAUAUUUGUAUUAGAGACACCAUUUAAAUGUGAACUACAUCUGGUGCUCUUUGUGCUGCAAUAAAUUGAACGUGUGAAUUGAACUUGUAGCAGAAGUUAUUUUCUUCUUUUGCUUUUAGCAAUCCUGAGAAGCAGAAUGUCAAAUACACAUGAAAGCCCUAAACUGAAGCAAUAAACAAAGCUAGUUUGGGCAACUUUGGAAGAAAAGGUGUCAGGAAGAGAUAUUUCCUAUGAGGUCUACAAAAGUCAAGUUUGUAGACUUCAAAAUGGGUUUCCAAGAGCAGUCUUGCUUUUUUGAUAAUUAGCAAGGAAGAUUAGAUCUUCAAGAAUUUAGAACACACUAGAUGAGAAAUAGGAUUUUGGCUUGUCAACACUCUACUUUGUAGAGGUAUGUAACCACAUCAAAGAGACUCCUACAGGGAGAAAACUUAAGAUUAUAAUACUUUAUUUUUGUUGUUUGUUUGAUUUGGGGCCACAUGCAGCAGUGCUCAGGGCUUACUCCUGGUUCUGCACUCAGUGGUCACUCCUGAUGGUGCUCAGGGGACCAUGUGGGAUGCCGGUGAUUAAACCUGGGUUGGCUGCAUACAAGGCAAAAGCCCUACACUCUAUAUUAUUACUCUGCCCCAAUAAUAAUAUUAUUGAGUUUAAAGUUGCAUUAUAAUCUUUUACAUUAAAAGUGAAAUUUCAUUUUGGUCUCCUGAUCCUUAGAAAGUUGUUUCCUAAAUUUUUCAAGUUGUUGGUUCACUAACCUCCUCAUGGGCAACAUUUGAUCAGUCAAAGAAAUUUAAUUGCUCCUUGAACACAGACAAGACUUGGUGCUCAAGACAAUUUUGUCAUCUCCAAAAUAUAGUGCUACUUCAACUUGUUACUUCAGACACUUUUAGCAAUACCUCAGUAAUCUAUGCUCUAUCUACUUUUGUUAUAUCACUGCACAGAGACAGAUAGACUUCUUGUUUGUUUAUUUUGGGGGUCACACCCAGCAGUGCUAAGAGAUUACUCCUGGCUCUACACUCAGGAAUCACUUCUGGUGGGACUCGGGAACUGUAUGGAAUUCCAAGAUGGAAUGCAAAUUGACAGCAUGCAAAACAAGCGCUCUACCUGCUGUACUGUACUUUGAGUCCCAAGAGACAGAUGUUUUAAGAUUGUCACUAAAGUCUGUAGGCUCAGAGCCUUUCCUGAUGGGCUGCAUCUCUCUGCACUGUUUCCCAUUAACUUUGUCUCAGGCUUCUGGCCUGCCCAUGCUACUCAUCAGCCUGAAGUCAGUUCUCACUUCUUGGUUAUGCUGAGCUGUGUUUCUUGGACCACCAAGUAUUUCUCAAUGAUAGCAUAAAAAGGACAGUGAAGGAGGAAGCAGACUUCUUUUGGGUGGUGUGUGUCUUUCAGAGCUGGAAUUUGAAAUCUCUGUGUGAAAGGAACAGUGAAUGGGUGUAAUUAGCCAGACUGAUGAAGGAGUAAAACCUGGUAAGCAAUUUUUUUUCCAACUGACUUAAUGAAAAACAUUAGUAUCAGUUUCUGUCUAAACUGAGGGUAAAAGUAGUGAUGAACAAAAGGUGAAGAUUCUGCGUGGGCUUGGACUCUUCCUGAAAAUAAAUUUUGCUUGGGCGGAAGGUAUGUGGUUCAUCUAAAAUAAAAUUGACUUCUAGUUCUUCUUUAUUUUUUUUGUAGUUUAUUUUAAUAUAUUUCAAGAAGUGAAAGAGGUACUUACAAAUGCCCAAGUAUAUUUCCUAACCCAGUGAUCUGUUUUUUUUUUUUUAUGAUCUCCUUAAAUUAGGCACUUUCCCUAGCUUAGCUUAUCACAAGGAAUUUUUAAAGAUUGAUUUAAGAUUAUCUUCCAUCAUCCUGCAUUCCUCCCCUGUGGGGUGAAUCAGGACAAUAGAUGC